AUGAGAGGCAUCGACACAAACCCCAAUCUCCGCAAGGAACGCCACCAAGAAAACCUCCAAGCAGCAGCAGCAGCAGCAGCAGCCGCAGUCAUGGCUUCCUCUCCUAACAAUGAACUCUUCCUCUACGACCAUCCCGUCUCCAGCUACGCCCAGAAAGUCCGCAUGGCCCUGCGCUUCAAAUCCCUCCCCUUCCAAAAGGAAACCCCUCAAAAUCUAGGCGCCGGCCAUCCCGAUCCAUCCUUCUCGUCCGCAAACCCCCGCCUGGAAGUCCCAGCCCUCCUAGACGGAGAUUUCAGAAUUUUCGAUUCCACCACCAUCGUCAUGUACCUCGAGGAGAAGUUUCCAGAACCGGCAUUGUUUCCCAGAGAUCCGAGGGAGAGGGCCGAAGCGAGGAUGAUGGACGACGUGUGUGGGACGCACUAUGAGGCUGUGAAUUGGGCGAUUGGGGAGAUCACUUGGUUUGAACGGGCGAAAGGUGAUGAGGCGAAGAUGUUGAUUGGGAAGGCUGUGGAACAGACGCAUCAGCUUCAGGCAUGGCUGGAGCAGAAAUUGGGUUCGAAGGAUUUUUUCAAUGGCUCUUCGCCGGGCUAUGCUGAUAUCGCUGUGGCGCCCAUCUUGAAUCGGAGUGUGCAUUAUGGGUAUGGACCGAAAGAAGGGUCGCCGUUGCAGAAGUGGCAUGCGAGGAUCAGUCAGAUUCCCUACAUCAAAGAGACUUUUGACGAGAUGGCGGCUGCUGCGAAGAUGAUGGCUUCGAUGGGACCUGGUACUUGGGCAAAGGGCGCUGGUCGCCGACGAGAGUAUCGAGACCAUAGACUUGAGUGGAUGAUUAAGAAUGGUGCGAUCGGGAUCGUGCAGCAAGGACUUGAUGAUGACAAUAUCAGGUUUUCGUGGCCACAUCCGAAGUAG
Molecule: messenger RNA, 906 nt
Organism: Lecanosticta acicola
Lineage: Eukaryota; Fungi; Ascomycota; Dothideomycetes; Mycosphaerellales; Mycosphaerellaceae
Source: the annotation of a GenBank genome assembly